Racocetra fulgida is the source of this 594-nucleotide messenger RNA. NCBI's taxonomy places the organism in Eukaryota, Fungi, Glomeromycota, Glomeromycetes, Diversisporales, Gigasporaceae. The record is from the annotation of a GenBank genome assembly.
UUCGUUCAAAACACGAAACAGAGCAUUUAAUGUUUAUUGAUAAAAUAGAAAAUAUUGAUGAAAUUAUUAAUGAUAUUAAUCUAGCUAUAGAACGCAACAUUUCACUGUAUAAAUGUGGUCAACAUCAACAAUUCGAACAAUUUUUGAAUAAAGUUUCGAAUAAUUUGACAAUAAGUGCAAAAAUGUCUGUAAUCGAAGUUUUGAUCACCCUUUUUCUUGAGAAUACAAAUCAGCUUUAUAGUAUCUCUCCGGAAACGAGUCAGACAGAGCUACUGAUUAGAUCAGUCAUCCAUACUAUUGCACUUCAUUCUUGCAUUCCUGCAUCAAGUCCUCCAUUGGCCGCAUAUUUACAAACUUUGAGGGCUUAUCGCCAUGAUUUGUUUAGCAACCCAGAGCAGCAUAACGAAAUAAUUCAAGAACCUUUAGUUCAUUGUCAAAAAAACGAAUUUGCACAACAUUGGAUUAAUCCAAAAGUUGUUAAUGCUCAAAUGAUUAAAGAUUCUCAACGUACACUCGAAAACGAAAUCAAUAAAACUUUGGAUGUUGAUGAAAAAUAUCAACUUAAUUUUCAUCCACGAAUUUGGAGACGUGUUG